Symsagittifera roscoffensis is the source of this 2353-nucleotide messenger RNA. Its product is annotated as conserved oligomeric Golgi complex subunit 4-like. Bases 9 to 2201 code for a protein of 730 amino acids. The transcript is spliced from 4 exons. The record is from RefSeq and is a predicted model, not a curated record. Gene Ontology annotation, biological process: retrograde vesicle-mediated transport, Golgi to endoplasmic reticulum; Golgi organization. Gene Ontology annotation, cellular component: COG complex. NCBI's taxonomy places the organism in Eukaryota, Metazoa, Xenacoelomorpha, Acoela, Convolutidae.
CUGCAUGUAUGGAUUUGAGUGAAAUAGAGGCUGAGUUGGCAGAGAUUGAGCGGAAGGAAAGUGCAAUAGAUGGAAAGAUUGGCCAACUACUCAGAGAUCAACACAACGUGAACGAUUCUCUCUCUUCUGUCUUCCAAAUCUCCAAACAACUCACAGCUGUAGAUUCAGAUGUGGAGACACUGCAUGACAAACUGAAAGACACAGCGGCCUUAUCGGACAAAAUCAGCAAACGGGUGCGUCACCUGGACAAAGUGAAAACGAGAGUGGAAGCUGUGAUCCAGCGAGUGGAAGACAUUUUGGACUUGAAGAACUGCACAGACGGCAUCAAAAUAGCCCUGGACAACGAGGACUACGAGAUAGCAGCUGGACACAUCCAUAGGUACAGAACAUUAGACACCAACUUCCUGAAGAACAAUGCGAGUGAGAGUGUGAGUAUCGAGGCCUCAAUUGAGAUUCUGGAGAAUGCGGAACAGCAAAUGCAGAAAGUGGCUCGCAUGAAGUUCGAGAACGCAUACAAGGAGCAAGAUGCGCAGUCAAUAGAGCGGUUCUUCAAGAUCUUCCCCCUUUUGGGAUUGCAAAAGGAAGGCCUCUCUAAAUUCGUCUCCUUCCUCUCUUCUCAAGUGGCAUCCCAGACAGAACAGAACCUGAAGAUGGCACUCGAAUUCGUAGAUAGAGACGAGGGCAGCAAAGUCAUCUUCUCAGACACCUUCGUGUUACUCUUCGAAGGCCUCGCUAGAAUAGUUGAGAUGCACCAGCCUCUGGUUGAAACUUACUAUGGACCAGGCUGGUUGACUGAGUUUGCACUGUUACUACAAGAGGAAUGCGACAGACAAAGUAGCCUAAUCUUUAAAAACUUCAAACAGAAGAGGAGAAUCGAAGAGAAGCUGGAACAAGUCAAACUACUUGGAGACUCAAGCGAAGAGAUUAUAGACGCGAAAGAAAUUGAUUCCAUGUUGCAGGAGACGACUUUGAUUAACGAACGGGCCGAGCUGUACCUUCGAUUCAUCAAGAGACGAAUUAUUGCUGAUGUUUUUCUGACAUGUGAUACAGAAGAUGAAAAAACUACCCGGUCUGAAAGUAUAGAAAACGCGCUUAAUAACUGUGGGCUAUCCAAAAUAUUGCACGAAUUGGUGGGUUUUUACCUUCGACUUGAGACCGUUUUCCUCAACAGAUCUUUCCACGUGGCAGUACAAAUGAAUGUCGUAGAGGAGGGAUCGAUGACGUCAUCAAUGGUAGACGAUGUUUUCUACGUACUGAAAAAGUGUCUAAGACGCACCAUGUCAACUACAAAUUCAGACGCCAUCUGUGCAAUGAUCAACAUAUCAAAUGGACUGCUUGAAAAUGACUACUGCAAAGUCCUCAUGGAGAAACUGAAAAAUGCGAUUCCAUCCGGAUAUCUAGAUACAGUAUUCACUGGAAGGUACCAGAGCGAAGUGGUAGCUCAGUCCAGAAGUGUCUUCCUGGUAUCUCUCAACAACUGCAGUGAGAGCAUCCAGUUUCUGAAGACUCUUGUCGAGAGUCUAACCACAGAUUGGCGAGGACUGACAGAAAGCAACUCAAACUCGAACUCAACUCAAAAAUCAAGAAAUGCGAAGUCCAAUGCAAAAGUAAUGUCUUGCAUACAAGAUAUGCAUCAUAUUGCGAGAAGCAUAGAUGGAGUUUUGCAAGAGGGACAUCAUAUUUUAGUCAAAUACUUUUUGAAGCCAUUGGUCAAAGCUUGUAGCGAAAACUUUGCCUUAAUUUCGCAUAAUUUAACAGAGGAAGGCCUCGUUUUAAAUGAAACCGAAGAUCCAUUUUCUCAGAAAAUAAUAGCGCCUGUGGAUAAUUUUAUAGGAGACAUUAAAGACUCACUUCUGGAGCGGAAUUUCGAACUGAUGAUUUCAAAUUUGUCUCAGACUUUGGUGAUGUCAUUUGAAAAAGUGAUUUUCAAGAUGAAGUUUUCCAGAAACGGAGGCUUGGCUUUCGACCGAGAAGUUCGAAGUCUCUCAAACUAUCUCUCAUCUGUAACUCAGUGGACUGUUAGAGAGAAGUUCACGAGGCUGCUUCAAAUUUCAACUUUGCUCAACUUGGAGCAGGUCGAGGAAGUAAAUGAGCUGCCAAUACAUUCCACUAGUUGGAAGAUUACACCGGCUGAAAUGCGACAAAUUUUGAGUCUGAGGGAAGAUUUCAGAGGAGAGGCGAUCAAACGUCUGACGCUGUAAAAUUCAAAAUAAUUAGUGGAGGCAGAUAAAACACACCUGGUGUAAUGUUGUAAAUUUGGUGUUAAUUGCAAUUUAUUGUACACAGUCGAUUUUCUUUUAAAUUCUUUACCUCAUAUCGUAUAUAGUUAUUUCUUAAAUUCAGAAUGCUGGUA